AUGGAUGAUGGAUAUAAUGCUCUUAUUAAAAAUAAGACGUGGGAGUUGGUGCCCCGUCCGCCUGAUGUUAAUGUUAUUCGUUCUAUGUGGAUUUUUACUCAUAAGGUGAAGUCUGACGAUUCUUUUGAGAGGCAUAAAGCCCGUGUUGUAGGUGAUGGCAAAACACAACAGGUUGGCAUUGAUUGUGGGGAGACUUUUAGUCCGGUUGUCAAACCGGCUACUAUUCGGACUGUUCUUAGCCUUGCUUUAUCCAAGUCUUGGCCUAUACAUCAGCUUGAUGUCAAGAACGCCUUUUUACAUGGUGAGCUUAAUGAGACAGUAUAUAUGCAUCAACCUCUUGGUUUCCGUGAUCAUACUCACCCUGAUUAUGUAUGUUUGUUACGAAAGUCUUUAUAUGGUCUUAAGCAGGCACCCCUGGCAUGGUAUAAGAGGUUUGCAGAUUUUGUUGCUUCUAUUAGUUUCACUAAUAGUAAGAGUGACAAUUCUCUAUUUAUUUAUCGGCAGGGGAAGAAUGUGGCUUAUUUGCUAUUAUAUGUUGAUGACAUUAUUCUUACUGCUUCUUCUGAUACUCUGCGACGUUCUAUUAUGUCUCUUCUUAGCUCGGAAUUUGCUAUGAAGGACUUGGGUCAUCUUAAUUAUUUUCUUGCCAUAGCAGUGACAAGACAUAAGGGUGGAUUAUUUUUGUCACAACGCAAAUAUGCAGAGGAAAUUAUUGACCGAGCAGGGAUGGCUUCGUGUAAACCUUCGGCUACACCUGUUGAGGUGAAACCGAAGGACAGUUCUACAGGUUCUCCUUGUGCCGACCCUACAUUGUAUCGUAAUCUUGCAGGGGCCUUGCAAUACCUCACAUUUACUAGACCGGAUAUAUCAUAUGCGGUCCAACUGGUUUGCUUACAUAUGCAUGAUCCGAAGGAGAAGCAUAUGCCUGCUCUCAAACGGGUUAUUCGUUAUGUACAGGGCACUAUUGAUCAUGGUUUGCAUCUGUAUCCAUCUUCUAUUUCUUCUCUUGUCUCAUAUACAGAUGCAGAUUGGGCCGGGUGUCCGGAUACGAGACGCUCCACAUCCGGACAUUGUGUGUAUUUGGGUGAUAAUUUGAUUUCUUGGUCCUCGAAACGACAUGCUACUCUAUCUAAGUCUAGUGCUGAGGCAGAGUACAGGGGUAUUGCUAAUGUAGUUUCCGAGUCGUGUUGGCUUAGAAACUUAAUUACUUUUGGAGUUACAUUGUCUGAUUAA
Chenopodium quinoa (quinoa) is the source of this 1233-nucleotide messenger RNA. RefSeq lists its product as uncharacterized. NCBI's taxonomy places the organism in Eukaryota, Viridiplantae, Streptophyta, Magnoliopsida, Caryophyllales, Amaranthaceae. The record is from RefSeq and is a predicted model, not a curated record. Bases 1 to 1233 code for a protein of 410 amino acids. The transcript has a single exon.